Messenger RNA from Lathyrus sativus (Indian pea), 714 nucleotides. The record is from the annotation of a GenBank genome assembly. Lineage: Eukaryota; Viridiplantae; Streptophyta; Magnoliopsida; Fabales; Fabaceae.
AUGGUUGUUGAAAUUUUUUCAGAAAGUUGUGGUGUUGUUUCAAUGAGUCCAAGAAUUUCAUUCUCACAUGAUUUCUCUCAAAAGGGUCCAAUACCAAUUGAAAAACACCCUUUAAGAUCAAAAUCAUCUAAUUCAAAUUCAAGCAUUGAUUUUGAUUUUUGUGUCAAUGAAAAUUCAGAACAUGAAUCAUCUUCAGCUGAUGAGCUUUUUUCUCAUGGUAUCAUUCUUCCUACACAAAUCAAGAAGAAGGCAAAAAAUGUUCCAUUGAAGCAAACAACAAUUCAACCAACAAAACCUCAACACUCUGCAUUACCACCACUCUAUGCAAAUGGAACCAAAAUCUCAAAGAAAAUGAUCACAAAAGAUGUGAAAGAUUUGAGCAUUGAUGAAGAGGAUGAAAAGCAUGGUUCAAGUAAGUCAUUUUGGGGAUUUAAGAGAAGUAGUAGUUGUGGAAGUGGAUAUGGUAGAAGUUUAUGUCCUUUGCCACUUAUUUCUAGAAGCCAUUCAACUGGCUCUUCAAAGAAAAACUCUUCAACUUCAAGAUCAUCUUAUUCUUUUGGUUCAAACAAUCAUCAAAAGGCUCAAGUUAAGAGAUGCCAUGGUGGAGCUUAUGGUAAUAAUAGUGUUAGGGUUAAUCCUCUUUUGAAUGUUCCUUGUUCAAAUCUCUUUGGUUUUGGUUCAAUUUUUUCCAAAGUUAGGAGUAAGAAGAAAUAA